CUCCGCUCGCAUCUCCUGUGGGCGGGUCUAAGUCUCGAGGAGGGGAACCGAGGAGGGGAGUCGAGGAGGGGAAAUUUGAGUAUUGAGAAGCCUCUACUGACUCAAUAGCUUUUCACACUCCAGUACUCUUAAGUGGUUUGCAAACUGCCAAUAAACCAAACCGGUUCAAGAACCAUUCUUGUGCUUUUCUGGUGCUUAACUGGUUCUUCUCUGGUCUUAUCUGGUCUUCUCUGGUCCGCCCAAUGCUGCUCUUCUGAGAGCAACCGCUCUGACAGCUCUCUCUAGUCUCUACUGGGAAACAGCUAAAAGUCCUUCUGGAGGCUUUGCAUUUGAACUCCUAUGACUGGUUGCGGACUUGAAGGGAACGCCUUCCUGACAUCCAGGAAAAAGUUUUAUUGGACAGGCAGUAGAGAUCUACUGGAAACAGUGGAGAGGGAGGAGAUGAUAUGCAGCAUACGGCCCAGCCGGAUGGUUGCUGCUCCGUGUGGAACGUGUCCUAUCAGGUGUAACAUCUACCAAUGGUUGUACAUGACAGAGACCUCCUCCACCUCUUUGCUGUCUUACUAGUCAAUCCUUCUGAUCAGGUCCUUUCCUAAAUAGUGAAAGGAUCAUGCCAGCCCACAUCAAACACCUGAUCAAGAACUUGUGAACCUCACUGCUGCGCGACACCUGUGUGAUAUUCGACUCUGACUGGAACACUCCAUAUGACCUGCAGGUUCAAGCUCGGUGUCAUCGUUUUGGCCAGCCUAAGGCGGUGAAGGUGUACCGUCUGAUCACUAGAAACUAUGAGAGGGAAAUGCUGGAUAAAGCUAGUCUGAAGCUCGGGCUGGACCGUCCCGUCCUGCAGAGCAUGAGUGGCAACAACAACGGGCCGGUCCAGCAGUUCUCCAAGAAGGAGAUCGAGGACCUGCUGAGGAAAGGAGCCUACGCCGCCAUCAUGGACGAGAACGUCAAGGCAAUCGCUUCUGCUAGGAGGACAUCGACCAGAUCCUGCAGCGAAGAGCCACCAUCAACACCAUCACCAGUUUGCUUCAAGCAGUGGCUGCACGAGAAAGACGUGGAGGACCAAGAAAUGCUGGCCAGAUUGGCAAAGACCGGAAGAUACAUCACAGAGAAGAUAAUGGAUGGGUUUGCAGAUCGGCACCAGAAGAACGCUCGUGUGGUAUGAAGCUCCAAAAGGGGG
Molecule: messenger RNA, 1183 nt
Organism: Gymnodraco acuticeps
Lineage: Eukaryota; Metazoa; Chordata; Actinopteri; Perciformes; Bathydraconidae
Product: chromodomain-helicase-DNA-binding protein 8-like
Exons: 9
Coding region: 797-1168 (123 amino acids)
Source: RefSeq, a predicted model, not a curated record